Cyprinodon variegatus (sheepshead minnow) is the source of this 3843-nucleotide messenger RNA. RefSeq names its product E3 ubiquitin-protein ligase SMURF1 (gene smurf1). The record is from RefSeq and is a predicted model, not a curated record. Gene Ontology annotation, molecular function: ubiquitin protein ligase activity; protein binding. NCBI's taxonomy places the organism in Eukaryota, Metazoa, Chordata, Actinopteri, Cyprinodontiformes, Cyprinodontidae. Gene Ontology annotation, biological process: ubiquitin-dependent protein catabolic process; negative regulation of BMP signaling pathway. The coding region runs from base 222 to 2411 and encodes 729 amino acids. The transcript has 18 exons.
GUACGUGCUUGAGCCUGCCCGAAAAUGUUCUCCCGUGUUGCUGAAUUUCGAAGGAGUGCAGGACUUUGCGGCGAAAUAAUACAGUUUUAUCGGUGAGGAACGCCGAAGCUGACCGCAUGUUUCGCAGCUGAAGCCCUCCGCGGCCCCAUUUGCUGGUGAAGGUUGUGCUUUCGGGCCGCCCCGAGGGAAAGUUUGAGCGAUCCUUUUUUCCUCCCGGAGUGAUGUCGAAUCCUGGGAAUCGGAGAAACGGGUCCAGCAUCAAAAUCCGACUGACAGUCUUAUGUGCCAAGAACCUAGCAAAGAAAGACUUCUUUCGCCUACCGGAUCCUUUUGCUAAGGUGGUGGUAGACGGAUCAGGUCAAUGCCACUCCACAGACACAGUAAAGAGCACACUGGACCCCAAGUGGAAUCAGCACUAUGACCUCUACAUCGGAAAGACAGACUCAAUCACCAUCAGCAUAUGGAACCACAAGAAGAUCCAUAAACGUCAGGGGGCAGGCUUUCUGGGCUGCAUACGACUGCUUUCUAAUGCCAUCAGCAGGCUAAAAGAUACAGGAUACCAGCGUCUAGAUCUAUGCAAGCUGAACCCCUCUGACAGUGACGCAGUGAGGGGGCAGAUUGUAGUGAGCUUACAGACGCGGGACCGGAUUGGAAGCGGAGGUCAAGUAGUGGAAUGCCGAGAACUGUUAGAAAAUGAAGGGCCUGUUUUUGAGGGAUGUUUCAGCGAAGAGCCGCUGCCCUAUUCCGACCCCACCGGCGCUGCUGGGGGCUGGCACUGCCGGCUGGAGUCACCAGUUCAGGAGGGCCGUCUGCAGAGCCAGCGAAUCAGGGGGCAGGACUCCAGAGGUCAUGGCCACACCCCUCAGAACCGACCUCAUGGACAUCAACCGCCUGAUUUACCGGAGGGAUAUGAGCAACGGACGACUGUGCAGGGCCAGGUGUACUUCCUUCACACACAGACAGGGGUCAGCACCUGGCACGACCCUCGGAUACCACGGGAUCUGGCCAGUGUGAGCUGCGAGGAGCUCGGCCCGCUGCCAGUGGGCUGGGAAGUCAGGAGCACUGUGUCCGGCCGCAUCUACUUCGUGGACCACAACAACCGAACCACGCAGUUCACCGACCCACGCCUGCACAACAUAAUCAGCCACCAAUCCCAAGUGAAGGAAACAUCCCAGCCCCCACCCAUGGAUGUGGGGGUGGAUGAGGGGGGAGGCGGAGGGGUGAGCAGCGGAGGAGAGGGAGAAGUGGCGGUGCGCUACGAGCGAGACCUGGUGCACAAGUUGAAGCUGCUCCGCCAUGAGCUAUCGCUGCAGCAGCCUCAGGCAGGACACUGUCGCAUCGAGGUCUCCCGAGAGGAGAUCUUUGAGGAGUCGUAUCGGCAGAUAAUGAAGAUGAGGCCAAAGGACCUGAAGAAACGGCUGAUGGUGAAGUUCAGAGGAGAGGAGGGCCUCGAUUACGGAGGAGUGGCCAGGGAGUGGCUGUACCUGCUGUGCCAUGAAAUGUUGAACCCCUACUACGGCCUCUUCCAGUACUCCACUGACAACAUCUACACACUACAGAUCAACCCUGACUCCUCCAUCAACCCUGACCACCUGUCCUAUUUCCACUUUGUGGGCCGUGUGAUGGGCCUGGCUGUCUUCCACAGCCACUACAUCAACGGCAGCUUCACGCUGCCCUUCUACAAGCAGCUGCUGGGCAAACCCAUCCAGCUCAACGACCUGGAGACCACGGACCCAGAGUUGCACAAGAGCCUCGUCUGGAUACUAGAGAACGACAUCACCUCUGUUCUAGAUCACACAUUUUGUGUGGAGCACAAUGCCUUCGGGAAGUUCUCCCAACAUGAACUCAAACCAAACGGCAGAAAUAUUCCCGUCACAGAGGAGAACAAGAAGGAAUAUGUUAGAUUAUAUGUGAACUGGCGGUUCAUGCGUGGGAUUGAAGCCCAGUUUCUGGCGCUACAAAAAGGAUUCAGUGAGCUGAUCCCACAGCACCUCCUUAAACCGUUUGACCACAAGGAACUAGAGUUAAUAAUCGGUGGACUUGGAAAGAUCGACCUGGCAGACUGGAAGGCCAACACCCGCCUGAAGCACUGCAGCGGUGAAAGCAACGUGGUGCGGUGGUUCUGGCAGGCCGUGGAGGCCUUCAGCGAAGAGAGGAGAGGGCGCCUCCUGCAGUUUGUCACAGGCUCCACUCGGGUGCCCCUACAAGGGUUCAAAGCGCUGCAGGGCUCUACAGGUUCUGCAGGACCGAGGCUCUUCACCAUCCAUUUGAUAGACGCCAACACAGAGAACCUCCCCAAAGCUCACACAUGUUUUAACAGGAUAGAUAUCCCUCCCUAUGAGUCUUACGAGAAACUUUACGAGAAACUGCUGACAGCCGUGGAGGAGACCUGUGGCUUUGCCGUGGAGUGAUGAAUCCACCGCCAGGACAAAGACGCACACAGUCACACCUUGCUUGCACUUGCACACCAACUAAACAACGUUUUCCAUAUAUGCACACAUGAACUGGAUUCUAAGUGUACUGCAGAGUAUACAGAACAGCCAAGCAUUACAAGAACACACGGCGCCUCUUGUCACCUCGGCUCCACCGAACCGACGGCGGUGAAACGAGGAAGCACAGCAGGAGGAGGGAGGGGUGGGAUUUUAAAAUUUUUCAGAUAUUUUCAAGAAGCAUUUUUAUUCUUCAGUUUUAACAAGCUAUGAUGUCACUCUGGAGAAUGUGGAACCACGGCAAAUUUGACUCAAGUGGCACCCGAGUCUCCGGGUACAAUCAGCCAAUCGCAUUCGAGCCUGCGGACUCUGGAUUGAGGCGUGCGGAGAACAAGGCGGGGAGCGAUUGUCUCAGUAACGAGCUGAUUGAUUGACUAGUAGUCAUGCUUCAUGUUUAACCACUGAUGCGUGUCUUUGUCUCCGUCUGCAUGUGAGAGAGUGGGAUUUUUGUAUGUGUGUGUGUGUGUGUGUGUGUGUGCAUGUGUGUCAAGCAUGGCACUCAGUUACGCUGUAAAGAUCAUAAAAUGAGCCUGGUCCUCCAUUUGGUAACCUUUUUGUCUCUUCCGUUUGAACUUGUGACCACUCUGCUUCUUUCUGAUGUUUUAUUAUUUAUUACUAAAUGAUUACUGACCAAGCUGCUAUAUGCUCUGCAAUGAGCCCUCACAAUCGCAGCUCAACCUACCGGAGCUGAAGGGUCAAUUCUCAAGCAAUUCAAGUCAUCCACAAAGUGGAUUUUAUUGAGCUCUGUUACUUUUAACAUUCAUGUUACUGUGGAGAAAUACUCUCAUGUUGUUGGUGUAUUAAAACACCAAGUUACAUUUUCUGACGUGCAAAGGAACAGGCUUUUCCCAGCUACAAUUAGAGAAAUAACACUAAUCUGACAUUUUUAAUAUAUCAAAAGGUAUGUCCUGCUAUUUUAUGGGUUAUUAUUAUUGUUUUUAAUAAGAAUGAACCUCAAGAUGCAAAAAAAAGCCACUUUGUUUGUAAAAAAAAAAAAAAAAUCCCAUAAACCUUUUUUAAAUGUCUUUUAACGCCCAUAUUCCCGUCUUUUUAAUUGUCUUAAAAUAAUGAUUUCCUUUCUGCAGCCCUGAAUGUUAGGAGUUUUCAUCCUGUUUUAAGACCACAAUGAAUGAAAAGCUUUUCCACCAUUUAAACUCCAUAGAAGAGAAUGAAAUCAAAUUUUACUGAGCAAGAAACAGGUGGGGGAGGGAGUUCUGUUGUAGAUUGAAGACUGUUAAGCAGUGUUAUUUCAAUCUGCAUUUUUUAUGGUCUAAUUUCACUGUGUAAUGGAUGCAAAAGUAUUGUAACUUACAAUGUACUAAACAUUUAUGAAAAAAUACAAUGUAAAUAAGAU